This is a messenger RNA of Paracoccidioides lutzii Pb01, 495 nucleotides long. RefSeq lists its product as hypothetical. The transcript has 2 exons. The record is from RefSeq and is a predicted model, not a curated record. The coding region runs from base 1 to 495 and encodes 164 amino acids.
AUGUUCACAGGUAGUCCGAAAGGGAAAGUCUUUGAGGAACGAGAAGAUACGAUUCGAGAUUUGGAGAUACGAUUCGAGAUUUGGAAUUUGAGAUUUACCCGGAGAAUGGAGUCCAGAGAGGCAGAGACAAUUUUGCGGACUUUAGAUUUUAGAUCUUCGGUGCCCAGUACCCAGCAGUCAAAACUUGCACUUUCGCACUGUCGGUUUCAAUCACGAUUCAAUGACUCGAGUCUUCCAGAUCAAAAUGCUGAGAGCCUUCCCAAUGAACAGAUGAUAACUCCGAGCCGUUCGAGUAGUUUGAAUGUACCAUGCAAGCCGGACGAUCUGAGUCUUUGGAUGCCCCUUCUCCACUUUCGGACCAGUGGAUCUUCUGUCAAUCCAGAUAAAACUAAAAUAGUAGGUUGCGUGGAUGCCACUGGAUGCCACUGGAUGCCGCUGGAUGCCAAUGGCAAAAACGUGAUCGUAAUAAGAUUGGUACCUGGUCGAGUACCUUAA